UUUUCUAUUUGAAUUCUUACACAAUUUUCGUCGGUGUAAAAGUUGGUCUAGCCGUGACAAAUGAACUUAGUUUGGUAGUUAGAUAAAACUUUGUUUCUUUUGUUAAAUGACAAGUAAAAUCAAGUUUAGAAAAUUGUUGAUUAAGGAAAACAAAUUCACGAGUAAAGUAAACAGGCAGGUGUUAAUUAGUCACAUUGUAUCCAGUCGUAAAUUUACUUCCUUACUGGUGAUAUUGCUCCUCCACAUAAAUGUAGUAGUCAAACUUUAUGUUUUGGUAAAUAAAACUCAUUAAAAAAAUUAUUAGUAAUUAAUGACAGCAAAUUCGUUAAUAAGAUGAAACAGUUGGCGUUUGAUAUUCAGUCCACGUUUGAUCGAAUCUAGUUAAAUGUAUUUCCAUUAGUGGUGAUGAUGGUCCACUUAAUCGUCGACUCUACUCCAGCACAUAACUUCUUUAAAAAAUAAAAAAAAUUAAAGUUUUACACAAAACCUCUCCAUAAAUAUAACUCAUCUAGGCGUGUGUCCUCCACACUUCAUCAAACAUUCUCUAUCUUCUCAUUUCAACCUACAAAAGAAAAUAAAAACCAAAUCAAAAGAUUUAACUAUGGAGUCCCAUAACGUGAACAACAGCUUGAACAUAGACAUGGAGAAAGAUCAAGAAAAGGCUUUCGAUUACUCCAAACGAGCUCAAUGGCUACGAGCUGCCGUGCUUGGUGCCAACGACGGUCUUGUCACGACGGCUUCGCUUAUGAUGGGUGUCGGUGCGAUUAAGCCAGACGUCAAAACCAUGGUUCUAACCGGUUUCGCGGGUUUAGUUGCCGGAGCUUGUAGCAUGGCGAUCGGAGAGUUUGUCUCGGUUUACUCUCAGUACGACAUAGAGGUGGCUCAGAUGAAGAGAGAUAACGGAGGAGUGAUAGACAAAGAGAAGCUUCCGAGCCCUAUAAAAGCGGCUACUGCGUCUGCGUUAGCGUUUUCUAUAGGAGCGAUUGUGCCUUUAUUGGCGGCUGCGUUUGUGAAAACGUAUAAAGUGAGGAUUGGAGUGAUUGUGGCGGCGGUGACGUUGGCUUUGGUUAUGUUUGGGUGGUUAGGAGCGGUUUUGGGGAAAGCACCGGUGGUUAAGUCGUCGGCUAGGGUUCUGAUUGGAGGAUGGUUAGCUAUGGCGGUUACGUAUGGCUUGACCAAACUGGUUGGAUCACAUGGUAUGUCAUAGUUUGUGUGUGUUUUACAUACGUGACCCAACACUUCUUCGUGUUUCAUGCAACACAAUUUAAGCGGUUACGUUUUUUUUUUUUUGCUUUGUCGUAUAAGAAACUUUGGAAUAUAUAUCUCAUAUGAGAAGAAACUUUGGAAUGUAUGGAUUCGUGACUUGGUUUUUAGAUUUAUGUAAACAAAUGUGUGAUAUAAACCUGUCAAAUGGCGUGUGAUAAAUCAAUACUAUUAAAUUAGGAACAUGUCCUAUUGAUAAUAGUUGAGUCCAACUUAAAAUAUAACUGCAUUUAAAAUUAAUAUUACAUGUUUAAAUAUUAAAACUACCUUAAUCUACAUAUUACGAAAUGGUUAUUAAACUAACUUCCCCUUUAAUUCAUAUAUUCUCUUGACCAUCACUCUUAUCAAUACUAACUAAUUAAAAUCCAUGGUUACAUUCCAGGUUUGUAUAUUUGAUGAACAUACCAAAGUAUCACUCGGUUGAAUCUGUAAUCAUUUCUAGGUUCUGUAACUAAUUAAAAAAAUAGUUAAUUGUCUCAAAAUCACUCUCCAAUUAACCUAUAUAGAAUAUUCAAAAUUUUAAAAGUCACGUCUAACGUAUUCUAAAACAAGAUUUAGAAUUCACGGUUACAUAAUAUAUUUGAGCGGGUGGAAGAAUAUGACCAUAAGAUUAAUAUAUGUGUGUGUGUUCAGAAUUCAGAUGCUCACUUGAUUCGGUGUAAUGUUGAGGCCUGAAAAACUGGACAACAAAACCAUAAUUGUAAUAUUUAUAACACUUUUGAAAAAUACGAUAUUUUUCAAAUGAAAUACUUCUACAUAAAAAAAAAAGUUUAUUGCCAAAGUGUACUAUUUUGUACUUGAUAAAUUUCUCUAUAUAUUACUAUUUCAAGUGUUCAUUAAUAUCUUAAAAUUAUCAAAAAAUAACUUUUAAAUCUAAAAUAAAAAAUAUAAUCUUAUAAUAGGUUAUUAAUAUUUCAUAUCAAUUAAUUAAUUUUUAUAUAUUACCAUUUUCUCUUUUUUGAAUGACAUCAUAACAAUUUCAUCAAAAUCUACGGAAUCACAAAUUUAUUCAAUUUUAUGUAAUUUACCGAAGGCCAUAUUAACCCAUAUAUAUAUACCCAUAUAUAUAUAUAUAUUUAACAGAAUCACUCGAGUAUAUGGGUCAGAUCUAAAGAGUAUGAGACUUUGAUUUUUGGGUUGAUUCCGAAUUGGAUUUUUUGAGUACGAAUAUUUUUGACGAAUUAUGUUAGGUAACUACUAAGAAAAUAUAAUAUGUUGCAAACUUUAAGAAUAAAGUUUAAAAAUAAUUUCUGAAAUGCAUAUGGCACAAGUGUACUGUUAUCCAAUUAUUGACAUAUUUAAUAUAAUUACUAAAAAUUAUAUUAAUAUGUAAAACAAAAUAUACCCGCCCUUUUAAGGACAGGUCAGAAUCUAGUUUUACGUUGAGACUUAAACACUUGCAGCUCUAGUUAUCAACACACGAAAAAAUUUCCGUAAUACUUUCUUCCAUCCCGUUUGGUUUUAUUCAAAAAAUUUGGUUAAGCGUAAGUUUAUGGAUCAAAGCAGAAAUAAUAUUAAUUUAUAUACACUAAGAUGCAAGCGGAAUCAUACACGAGUAAAAUUUUGAAUCUAUCCCUAUACAUUAUCUAAGAAGUGAUUUGUUUAUGUUUCAUCAUGAUAUUCAUUUUCACAAAAUAAAGAUAACAUGAUUUCGAAAAAGAUGACAUGACAUUAUACUAAUUGUGACAUGAACAAUUUUAUUUAUAUAAAUUCAUGUUUUUGGUAAGUUUUCUAAAAUAUGGUAAUAAUUUAUAUAGCAUUAUUAACAUUAAUAAAAUUAAAAUAAUAUUAUAUUAUAAAUAUAAUAGUAUAUGCACACCUAAAAAUAUAAAAAAUUCAUAAAUAUUUUAGAAGGAAAUUUUGUUAUAUGUCGUCAUCCCAUUUAUUCUCACAAAAAAUGACAUAACUUCUAAAAAAAUAUGACAUGGCUUAAUGUGAUAGACAAUUUCAUCGAUGUAAAUUUAUAUAUUUUUUAAGUUUUCUAAAAUAUGAUUAUAAUGAAUAUAUCAUUAUUAGCCAAGUCAAAAAUAUUAAUAAUGAGAUAUGUUUACAAUUUUAACCAAUAUCAAUUAAAUGGAGUAAAAAUAAUUUAAUUUUCUAUCAAUUUAUUCACGUUUAGUCGUGAUAAAAUAUGUAAGUUGAAAGAUUGACUGUUGAUUUACUAGAUUCAUUACUAGAUGGUUUCUAUCAGUUUAAUGUAUCGUAAAACAAAUAAAAAUCAUAUUUACUACAUUGAGAUAUCAAAAUAAAUACAGCCAUUGAAUUUAAUAUAAUUGUUAUGUUUUUUAGAAAAUACAAAUUAAACUUUUAUUGAAUUCAACUAAAUAUCAAUAAAUUUAUACUGAAAUAGUUAAAAUUACAAAUAAUUAUUUAUAGCUUUAAUUUUUAAACCAGUAAAAUUAAAGUCUAAAAAUUAAUUAUAUUUAAUAUUUAUUAAACAAAAUUAUCAUUUUGAAAAUUGUUAUAAAUGUGCAAUGCUCAGGAAUCCUCCUAGUUAGACUUACAUAUAAAAAUGUGUAACGAAGUUUAUCAAAACUACCUAACUAAUCCUCCUAAUAACCGUUAAAUGGUUGUUAAAACUCGUUAGGAAUUAAUCAUUUAUAAUAUCAACUUGAGUCUAAUGAAAUGUAUCCAUAUUACGUUCUUGCUUAUGAAAAUAAGUGGUUUGUGUAUUUAUUUUUUCAAUUUCAAACUCUUAAUCAAUACUAGAAACACAAAUGAAUUCCGUUACAAGGAGCAACACCACAUGUUCGUAACGUAAGAGUUUGAUCGUCUUCGACCACAAAAAAAAGCUUGCAUGACAAAUCAAUGAUCUCCGACACUUUUCCUAAAAGAGAACACUACUUUUUGGAAUUGCUGUCGUGUUUUGUAUUAUUCCAAUUUGUAAAGCUAAUUUUCAUGCUCUGUUUUGGCACGAGAUUGCGUGUAAACCCACACAUCCUCGUUAAAAAGAACAUGUGGCAUUAUUUUCUGAAAAGUAAUGGAUACAUAGAGAACAUAAUAGGUAAGCAAAUCUUUUAAAUUUUAUAUGUUCAUAGAGAACAUAAGUUAUGUUAUGUUCUCACUGUCUUAUAUGAUGUUCAAAAUACUAGGUAAUCAAAUCUUUUAAAGUUUACGUUUCA
This is a messenger RNA of Brassica rapa (field mustard), 4385 nucleotides long. RefSeq names its product vacuolar iron transporter homolog 1. The record is from RefSeq and is a predicted model, not a curated record. Gene Ontology annotation, molecular function: manganese ion transmembrane transporter activity. Lineage: Eukaryota; Viridiplantae; Streptophyta; Magnoliopsida; Brassicales; Brassicaceae. Gene Ontology annotation, biological process: intracellular manganese ion homeostasis.